CGAGACAAGUUGAAUUUAUUCUUUAAAAAUGUUAACCUGUAAAUUUUCAUACUGGAAGCAAAAGGCCCCAAAAAAAAUAAGAAAAAAGAAAACCUGAUUGAAGACAAGUGAUUGAAAACCUUGUCUUCCUUCUUUCCAAAUUUCAUAAAGACAAUUUAGAUUACAGAGCUCGAGGAUAGGGUUUUGUGUUGUGAUCUCUGUUUUCAAAUGCUCUGUCAUCGAAGAGUAGGAUCAGAAUGCAGCAAGCUUUACCGCCUAGAACCUCUGAUUAUCUCACCGCUCUCACACAAGAAAUCGAGAAAAAGCUUCAGCGGGCACUAGUUUCGCCAUCACAGAGACGCAACUUGUUGGAAGAGCUAUUUGCGGACAUAGCUUUGGAAGUUGAUGACCGAGCAAGGGAUAUAAUCCUAGGCAGAGAAGAUGUAAUCUCUUUGGCGGAGGUAGAGACUGGGGGUCCAUUAUGCUUUUACGACGUGCUAGCAGAUUAUUUUGUUGGGGCGCCUGAAAAAGGGAAACAUAUCCUAGAUUUGAUUGUUCAACUCUGGAGCCAGUCGUUUGCAUCUAAUAUUUUUUCCCUUCUGUUCCACAAAUGGUUGUUUGAAGUUCAACUUGAUAAUUCUGAUAUCCUCCUCCGUUACUCUUCAGCUCUUGUUCAAGGUGCUACCAAGGUCUUGUGGAUUGACAUCGAAAGCAACACAAGGUGCUUCCAUAGCCUUUUUCAGUAUCUUCUUGAGGAAGUUGCAUUGGUGCCGCAGCAAUUAAAAAAAAUACCCUUACAGGCCCAGCGAGACUUGUUUCUUCUCCUUUCAAGGUUCAUACUCUUUUACAACAUAGUUGACAAGCUCGAAAGAUUUUUGAAGCAAUUUCCUGAUUAUCCAAAUGCUCUCUUUGUUGGUGGUCCAGCAGAUAUUUUUGUUACUGAACUAGCUGAUCAGCUACAAAAAUUGAAGGUGGAGCCAGUGCUACUGCAUUACCUUUCCCACAUUAAAGUUCUCCAGGGUAUGGAACUGAGGAUGACCACAAGUACAAGACUGAAAGCUUGCUUGUAUAGCUUCACUUCUCCUGGUGGUCCAAUGUAUCCUACACGAGCUGUUCGUCAUGCAGCUUGGGAAGCACUAAAUUUUCUUUUCCCAGUUGGGCGUUACCCACGGCAUCUUAUAAGCCUCUUUUUCCGCUUGCUGUAUCCAUGGUGCUGGCCCUCAUCUUGUUGGAACUUCAUUAUGUCUUGCAUCCGGGCUGUGAUGUAUUCCCUAUUGAGGUUGAUAUUUGGUGGCUGGGAAAAGUUGAAGAGGCCCUAGCAAUUAUCGAUGUACAUCCCACGAUUUCAUAUACCAAGCUCCCUGUGAGUAGAUAGAUGAACUUUCUUUGAAAAAAAGUAUACAGAUAUUAUUAGUUAAAAGAUCAGACUUUGGUGUGUAUAGCUUCUGGUGUACAUGUGACACUCCCGACAGUUGUUGAAAUAUUGAUUACCUGUAAUAAACAAGUUAGAACUAUGGUUUUGGACUUACCAGUACUGCUGUUGCCAAGUUUAAUGCAUCAAAUGGGUGUCUUUUUUUGUAGUCUUGCCCUUUCUUCAGUUUUAGCCUCUCUCUCUCUCUCUC
This is a messenger RNA of Ilex paraguariensis (yerba mate), 1601 nucleotides long. NCBI's taxonomy places the organism in Eukaryota, Viridiplantae, Streptophyta, Magnoliopsida, Aquifoliales, Aquifoliaceae. The record is from the annotation of a GenBank genome assembly.